CUCCCGCCCACCCCGACGCGCAACGCGCAUUUUCUCCUUGUCUCCCGCCUGGAGAGAUCGCAUUGCUUCUAAGGGUUAAAAUGAACUGAACUCGAUUCCUAGAGAGGAAGGGUAUGACGGGGGAGGGGUCUUCCAGAGGAAAGGCUCCUCCCCCACCCCAAAAAGUCCUUUCCUGCCCGGCUCCUCACGUGGAGAGAAGCGGCUUCUGUGUUACCCAGGCGGCUGCAUCGGUCGCCGUUUCUGGGAUCUGGUUGGGUCCCGUGUCCUUUGAAGAUGUGGCUGUGCAUUUCACAGAAGAGGAGUGGGCCCUUCUGGAUCCUGACCAGAGAGCUCUGCAUAAGGAAGUCAUGGAGGAGAAUUAUAAUCUCGUCGCCUAUCUCAAAUGCACAUCAUUGUCGGACAUGCGGAAAAGUGGACGUGGCGUUUCAUGGCGUUACAGAGAGGUUUUGGAUCUCCUAGAUAUAUGGGGUGAAGCCAAGAUCCAGGACAUUCUUAAGGCCAGCUACAGAAACAUAGAAACAUUUGAAGAUAUAGCUAUGCAGAUGUCCUGCAGAGGACACAACAGGACCGGAGUUGAAUGCAGAAAUAAAACAAAGGCUCUGCGCAGUGAGUACCGCAAAGUGAUUGCUCACAACCGAAAGUCUGGGAAUAGCAAAGUUACAUGCCCGUUCUAUGAGGAACUGCACAGCAUCCUUCGUGGGGAUGCUAGUAUAACCCCAAAAAGAAUUGCGAGAUGUAUUCACGGUCUUCGUCGCACAAAGCAAGCACCCGCGGCACCAGCGGCUCCAGAAACAUCAGCUGCUAGGCCGCCACAAAGGUCCAAUAUCAAAUCUGAAGGUUUGCUCACAGUGGAUGUUGAGGGCUACCUUGGAGAACAGAUUUGUGUAGGGACAGACCGCCAUACCCUUUCUUCUGCUGUAGAUCAUGCCGUUCCAGCUAAUCUAUUGAAUGAAGAAAAGGAUCCGCAUUCCUUAGGAGAAACCAGCAAUGGAGUAGAUAGUUGUUUGGCCACAGUACAAAAUAUCAGCGCUGGUGACACAACAGUACCAGAAGAUCCAUUUGCCUCUGUUGACACCACAAUCCCAAAUCCAAUGGCAACUCUUUUCCCAACAGAACGCCUAACCCUUCUUCGAACACAAAAAAAUAAGGGUGGACGCAUUGAAUCGCUGCUCAUGGCCAUGAUGGAGCAGUCCAAAAAAGAAGCAGCAGUUUCCUCUAGGCAGCGACAGCAGUUCCUUGAUUUAAUGCGUGUGGACCAAGCAAUGAAUGCAAAUAUGAUGCGGUUGCUACGGAAAGAGUUCUCGGAAGCAAGGAAGGAGAGAUUGCUCUAUGAACAGCAUAUGAAUGCAAAGGAAUCUGCACUUGAGGGACUCCUUCAAAGUAUUAACCUACUGGCAGAUUAUGUGUGCCAGGAAAAGGUCUAGACCAGAACAACAACAGCUUCACCAAAUAGACCCAUUGGCAUCCCCCCAUGUCUGACCCAACUCCCUUAUCCAACCACAGGGACAUCACUCACUUGCAGAUGACAAAUUUUACAUCUGAAAUUGCAUUAAACACACAGAAAUAGAGAGAGAGCACACUUGACAAUAGGGAACCACAAGUGGACAACUGUUUGUCAACCUCUGUGGAUAAGGAAGAGAUUAUUCCAUCAUCAUAGUGCAUACUUUCUGGCAUUCCUCCAGGAACGACAUGCAACCCUUCUGGGUUAGAUAACAACUCCAUGGGAGUACAUAGCCCUAUUCUACCUACUUCCCACUCACAAAUGUAUACUAUUGACAGCCAAAGCUCAUCAAGCAUUGCGGCACCCCCAAGGCAGCCACUGGGUUCAACACAGACCAUGUCCCCGCCCCUCAUGCACAAUUUGCAAAAGGGUCCCUUACAGUCCAUAAGCAGAACACUCGCCACUCAUAGCAGUUAAAGGCACUCGAAGGACCACAUUGGCAGUCUCGAAAUACCGGACGAUAUAGGGAAGGAACCAGAAACUGCAGCUCAGAUCUAUCUGAUUGGUUUUUGGUGGACUAUCAACAGACAGGAGAAAUGCACAAAGUUGUUUGUUGUGUAAAUGCAACUGAAAAGAGUGUGUUCUCUCCUUUGCUGUAUCAAGGAAGUUGUAUGGGGGUAUUUAGGCAAAAAGUUACAGUACCAAUUUAUGGUGGUCCUGUGCAGAUGGGCAUGGUCCGUAAACAGCAACAUUGGCAGGCCAUGUUUUUGGCAUAAAAGCGAAGGCAUUUUCCAUCAGGAGAGUCAAAAAAACAAAAACAACUAGGAUUAUUGUUGUCAGCUACACAUGCUGGACACUCAGAACGAGCUGCAAACUAACCGUUUUUUACGCAAGGGCAAUAUGUAAUAUUCAUGUGAAUUAGAUAUAUUUUAUAACUCAUAUUCUUUUUUUGUUUUGUAUAUGAUUCACUUUGUUUUCAUUUUAUGUACAUUGUUUAGAGAUUUAUUGCUCAAUUAUGUUACUUAAAAUGUGGAUUAUUGUUCUUAUGAUUAGCAACUGUAUUGAAUGUAGAAUUUACACUGAUUUUUGUUGAA
Rhineura floridana is the source of this 2535-nucleotide messenger RNA. RefSeq lists its product as uncharacterized. Gene Ontology annotation, biological process: regulation of DNA-templated transcription. The transcript is spliced from 6 exons. The record is from RefSeq and is a predicted model, not a curated record. The coding region runs from base 114 to 1424 and encodes 436 amino acids. NCBI's taxonomy places the organism in Eukaryota, Metazoa, Chordata, Lepidosauria, Squamata, Rhineuridae.